Molecule: messenger RNA, 1226 nt
Organism: Exophiala viscosa
Lineage: Eukaryota; Fungi; Ascomycota; Eurotiomycetes; Chaetothyriales; Herpotrichiellaceae
Exons: 1
Coding region: 258-1199 (313 amino acids)
Cellular component (GO): nucleus
Source: RefSeq, a predicted model, not a curated record
UAGUCUGCCUGAUGAUUCGUUUGGGUUUUUGUCACACUCUUAUCCGAUUUUUCGUCCGGGUUCGGACUAAAUCCGGAUGCCUCAAACGUCCAGAUUCGUGGUACCAGCCACGGAUCACUUCGACCAUGCUCGGCCGCCGUACAGGGUCGAAAGCACGUAUGGACUUGUGACACAAGAUCUCUGCUAUAAAGCCAUGACACGUCUUGUUUCAUUCACCAUGGGAUGAUGCUGUAGUAGACGGUUUUAGCUGAUCAGACAUGCCUCACACCGUCUUCGUUACCGGUGCCACUGGCAGUCAGGGUGGUUACGUGGCCCGCGGAUUGCUCAAGGCCGGACUUGUGGUGCACGCCAUCGCACGCGACCCGGAAUCUGCCUCCGCCAAAGCCCUGCGGCGCGUCGGGGCGAAAGUCUUCCUGGGCGACUUCGACUCAAGGGACAGUAUGGUGGCCGCGGCCCAAGGCUGCACUGCAGCGUUCGUCAAUGUCAGUCCCGUGUUCACCGACCCUGAUGGCGAGGCCAUGCAUGGACAGAACGUGGUAGAUGUGUGUCGUGACGUGGGCAUCACACAUGUCGUGCAAAGUUCUGUGCCGAAUCUCGAGCGGCUGGAGCGUGGCGAGCUGAGGGGGACAAGCGCCCAGAAUCCAACAUUGAAGUAUAGAUACAGCAAGAUCGCUGUCGAGAGGAGCGUGACUGAAGCGGGUUUCGAGUCCUGGACGAUCCUGCAGGUGCCGCGGCUGCUCAAUUCGUUCGUCGACCCGCUUGCACAGCGAAUUUUUCCAUAUCUCGCGAGCGAGGGCGUCAUCCGAACAGUAUUGCCGCCGAAUACUCCUCAGUCGCUUCUUGAUCCAGCUGAUAUUGGGCUUGCGGUGACGGAAGUACUCCAAGAUGGUAGUGGAAGGUACCACGGCCGGAAGGUGAAACUGGCGGGCCAGCAAUUGACAUUUGGGGACAUUGCGGGAAUCAUGAACGAAGUACUGGGUCAGGACCGCGUUCGGAUCGAGUACAUCUCGGAGUCUGAAGCGCGGGAGUUGCAGAAGACGAGCCUGAUGGUCGCAUCGGAGAUGUUGUUCUUCGAGAAUCCUGAGAUGCUGGUUAUUGAUGACGGUGACGAGCUGGGGUUUCAGUUGCAUUCGGCGAAGGAGUACUUUACCAGGGAGAAAGCUGCACUUGAGAGGGCUGUAGAUGCUGGACUGAGCUGAGCACAUGUUGCAGUUCGGUCGGCUGUG